This is a messenger RNA of Diabrotica virgifera virgifera (western corn rootworm), 634 nucleotides long. RefSeq names its product histone H2A-like. Gene Ontology annotation, molecular function: structural constituent of chromatin; protein heterodimerization activity; DNA binding. The transcript has a single exon. The record is from RefSeq and is a predicted model, not a curated record. Lineage: Eukaryota; Metazoa; Arthropoda; Insecta; Coleoptera; Chrysomelidae. Gene Ontology annotation, cellular component: nucleosome. Bases 102 to 524 code for a protein of 140 amino acids.
AGAUUUAACCAUUUGACCGGUAGAUCUGAUCGCAGUAGUACAUAGCCGUUAUUGUUGUUGAGACUUUUUUGAGAUAUUUUUUACAAAUUUGACAAAACAAAAUGUCUGGACGUGGACAAGGAGGAAAGAAUAAAGCAGCGAAAUCUAGAUCCCGUUCAAAUCGUGCAGGACUCCAAUUGCCUGUAGGAAGAAUACAUAGAUUGUUACGUAAAGGAAACUAUGCUGAACGUGUUGGGCCAGGAGCUGCUGUGUAUCUUGCAGCUGUAUUGGAAUAUCUAGCAGCCGAAGUGUUGGAGUUAGCAGGUAACGCAGCCAGAGACAAUAAGAAAUCCAGAAUAAUACCUAGGCAUAUUCAACUAGCCAUAAGAAAUGACGAGGAGUUGAAUAGACUUCUAGCUGAUGUUAAUAUAGCCCAAGGUGGUGUACUGCCAAAUAUACAAGCUGUUCUAUUGCCAAAGAAAACCGGAACUAAAAGUACAGCUACAGAAGGAAAGUCGACAAAGGGUGAAUCUCAGGAUUAUUGAUAUGUAUUUUUAUUGUAAGAAUGUUUUUAUAUCAAAUAUUUGUAUCUUGUAUCAUUUUUAUACUUAAUGUUAGUUUCAUUAAUGUAUGUUUAGUCAAAUAAAGUUUUUAC